Molecule: messenger RNA, 2052 nt
Organism: Neoarthrinium moseri
Lineage: Eukaryota; Fungi; Ascomycota; Sordariomycetes; Amphisphaeriales; Apiosporaceae
Exons: 4
Coding region: 1-2052 (683 amino acids)
Biological process (GO): positive regulation of transcription from RNA polymerase II promoter by galactose; DNA-templated transcription
Cellular component (GO): nucleus
Molecular function (GO): DNA-binding transcription factor activity, RNA polymerase II-specific; RNA polymerase II cis-regulatory region sequence-specific DNA binding; zinc ion binding
Source: RefSeq, a predicted model, not a curated record
AUGCAGCGGUGGCCAUCCGUGCGCCUCUUGUCAAGCUGGCCAUACUUCGUGUGUCUACGAGCGAAGCACCCGCUUCAGAGCUGGACGCCGUUCUUCACCGUUCCGGACCCGUCAACAUGCCCUGCGUCGUCGGAGGGGCACCUGAAUCUCUCCCCAGUAUCGCUGAACUCUUCACCCCAGGCCAACGGUGACAUCGGUCCUCAGCCCCCUAGACCCGGUAGCACCAACUACUACCUAAACUUGGCGCAAGAGCUUCUCAUCAACUCCCGCUCAGCAAAUGAUGCAGGGUUGCCGGACGUGCCUGGGGGGUACUCCCCAGCCACAACACUUCGGGAGCUGAUAGCGAAUCGGUCCAAUGCCACUCUAGGGGACGUGUUCUCCAGAGUAUCUUGGGCUCAUUGGCUCGCGUUUAUUGAUAUAUACGAAGACGAGAUUGCUCUCAUGUACCCAUUUCUGAACCUUGAAAACCUGAGAUACUCGGCAAGCCCUGCUAGUCAGGGCGGACCCGUCAACGUUGGGGCCAUCGGCUUGGACGGGCAACGAUGGAUUCCCGACGGCCACAUUGAAGUUAUGUUACUUCUCCUUGUGGUGGUAGCGGUCCUUGAAGAUCCUGAGGUGAGCAAGAUAUCCGACGGAUUCACAGAGGACAUUAUGAUGAACACACGGCGGAGAACCUACGCUGGGGAUGUUGGAGAGCAUGAUAUCGAGUUGAACAUCCUUAUUAGCAUCUAUUACUUCAUGACAGAUCGAGAGACUCUGGCAUGGAGGACGGUAGGCCACGUCGUAAGGAUGUUACAAGAACUAGGCUAUCACAACUCCUCGAAUCUGCAGCAACGGUUCAGGUCAGAUGAAGCCAAACGUAGAGCGAAGAAGGUUUUCUGGUCAGCAUACAUGCUCGAUCGCCGGUGGAGCUUUGGGACGGGUUUACCAUUUGGGAUACUGGACUCAGACAUUGAUUAUGACGUCGAUGUGAUGGACGAUACGCUGCCUUCAGCCUACCUCAAAGCCAUGGUAGCCUACUGUCGCAUAGCUUCGGAAGUUCGAGACUCAGGACUUGGAACAGUCUCAACAAGUCCCGUAAAAGAUGCAGCACGCGAUCUAGCUGACUUCAGAAUUGUCGAAUGGCGGCGUAAUUUACCUUGCGGGUUACACUUUACCCCAGACGAGAAAUUCGAUCCUAUGAAGGAGUCUAGAGGGCAGUACCGGCUUCGCCUGGUCCUCUAUCUCCGAGCAAACCAGAUGAGGACGGUGAUACAUCGAAAGUCAGCACUUCGAUCAGGAACCGGCCAUAUCAAUACAUCUAGUGUCAAUGCCAUGGUCGGGGUAGCGCAAGAUACGAUACGCAUUCUGGCUGACCUUGUCAAGACAUCCAACAUCUACCAAACGCAACAGAAAACAUUUAAUCACUUUCUCGAGUCAGCUCUGUCAUCUCUUCUCCUCAUCACUUGCUGCUCCAAGAGUUCAGUGGACCGAUCAUGCCUGAAAGAGGUGAAGCUGGCAAUGAGCCUAGUACAAAUGUUAUCAAGCACAUCAUCCAUCACGAGGAGGCUACGAGAUCGGCUGCAAUUUGUUGCAGGAAUAGACACCGAAGACAUGGAAAAUGUCAUGCUGGCUUCGGGUGUCGGAUCAUCAGUAGCAAGGCCGCUGGGGGUAGAUGCCCAUAGCAGUACUCAGGAUAUGCCAUCGCCAAGUACGAAUCGAACGAGCGCAUCUGUGGCUUCAGUAGAGACCAGAAAUGGUUCCACACGCGUCACUCAAGAUCAACAUUCGGGAAACAGCCGGCCACUCCUUUUCAACGAAGGGAACCCAGACCCCAACUAUGGGCGUAUAGGCCGGUAUACCCCGCCCGCACUGGAUGUGGAUGUAGUGUCCAUGGCGCCACUUUCGGAAGGCUUCAUGCCAUUAGGCAUGGACUCGACGUAUCCAAUGGGUCUUGCUUUUCCAGAUGGCUCAGAGGCCUCUAUAGCAAAUCUUCCAGACACUUUUUUCGAGAAUCUUGGGGAGGAUCUUACUGAGAUACUUACGGACUACGAUAGGCUCUUCGCAUUCUGA